Myotis davidii is the source of this 1154-nucleotide messenger RNA. RefSeq names its product deoxyhypusine synthase (gene DHPS). The transcript has 9 exons. Bases 78 to 1055 code for a protein of 325 amino acids. NCBI's taxonomy places the organism in Eukaryota, Metazoa, Chordata, Mammalia, Chiroptera, Vespertilionidae. Gene Ontology annotation, biological process: peptidyl-hypusine biosynthetic process. Gene Ontology annotation, molecular function: deoxyhypusine synthase activity. Gene Ontology annotation, cellular component: cytoplasm. The record is from RefSeq and is a predicted model, not a curated record.
AGCACAGCUCGGCGCUGCCGUCCGAGAGCGCCCAGGUCCGGGGCUACGACUUCAACCGUGGCGUGGACUACCGCGCGAUGCUGGAAGCCUUCGGCACCACUGGUUUCCAGGCCACCAACUUCGGCCGCGCGGUUCAUCAAAUCAAUGCCAUGAUAGAGAAGAAGCUGGAGCCGCUGCCGCAGGAUGAAGACCAGCACGAGGACCUGACCCAGAGCCGCCGCCCACUCACCGGCUGCACCAUUUUCCUGGGCUACACGUCCAACCUCAUCAGCUCAGGCAUCCGUGAGACCAUCCGCUAUCUCGUGCAGCACAACAUGGUGGAUGUCUUGGUUACUACGGCUGGGGGCGUGGAGGAGGAUCUCAUCAAGUGCCUGGCACCCACAUACCUUGGCGAUUUCAGCCUCAGGGGGAAGGAGCUACGUGAGAACGGGAUUAACAGGAUUGGGAACCUGCUGGUGCCCAAUGACAAUUACUGCAAGUUUGAGGACUGGCUGAUGCCCAUUCUGGACCAGAUGGUGCUGGAGCAGAACACAGAGGGUGUGAAGUGGACGCCUUCCAAGAUGAUUGCCCGCCUCGGCAAGGAGAUCAACCACCCAGAGUCAGUGUAUUACUGGGCCCAGAAGAACCACAUCCCCGUAUUGAGCCCGGCACUCACAGAUGGCUCGCUGGGCGACAUGAUCUUUUUCCAUUCCUACAAGAACCCGGGCCUGGUCUUGGACAUCGUGGAGGAUCUGAGGCUCAUCAACACACAGGCCAUCUUUGCCAAGCGCUCUGGCAUGAUCAUCCUGGGUGGGGGCUUGAUCAAGCACCACAUCGCAAAUGCCAACCUCAUGCGGAACGGGGCUGACUAUGCCGUCUACAUCAACACGGCCCAGGAGUUUGAUGGCUCUGACUCGGGUGCCCGGCCGGACGAAGCUGUCUCUUGGGGCAAGAUCAAGAUGGAUGCAGAGCCUGUCAAGGUCUACGCUGAUGCCUCCCUGGUCUUCCCCUUGCUUGUGGCUGAAACCUUUGCCCAGAAGGUAGAUGCCUUCAUGCCUGAGAAGAACAAAGACUGACAACGGUGGCCCGCCCCCUAUUUAUUUAUUUUUUCAGACUCGGCCCCUCCCCCCCCUCCUUGGUCAGUAGCACAUCUGGAAUAAAUGGUCUCAGUGGUC